This is a messenger RNA of Acaulospora morrowiae, 141 nucleotides long. The record is from the annotation of a GenBank genome assembly. Lineage: Eukaryota; Fungi; Glomeromycota; Glomeromycetes; Diversisporales; Acaulosporaceae.
AUGAAAAGUAAAGUGGAUAAUUCAAGUUAUUCAGAUUUGAAAGAAAAGGAGAGAAAAAAAAGAAAGCUUACUAAUGUUAAUGACGAUUGUGGAUUUUUCAAUUUUGGAGUUCAAGGAGAAACAAUUAAAUCUGGAGAGUAA